Messenger RNA from Siniperca chuatsi (mandarin fish), 1096 nucleotides. Its product is annotated as B-cell receptor CD22-like. Bases 275 to 1096 code for a protein of 273 amino acids. The transcript is spliced from 4 exons. Lineage: Eukaryota; Metazoa; Chordata; Actinopteri; Centrarchiformes; Sinipercidae. The record is from RefSeq and is a predicted model, not a curated record.
GAAGUAAAUGUGAGAAUUUGUUGUAUUUCUCUAAUAUUUACAAGUAGUCACUCAGGCCAGAUUAUAUUUAGCAGUUGCACAACAAAACCAACUGGAUUUACACUACUCUGUAGGCUCGAAACACGGGAAGUCGACUUAAGUCGAGUUUUAAAUAACAACAGAUAAACAGGGAAGUUAGUUAUUUGAUGUGAUGCACUUCAGCUGAAAUUCAUAAAGUGAAGUAUUUCCUAUUUAAAAUCACUCAACUCAGGAUCUCAUUGCUGCUCUCUUUCUGAUGUGGGCUUGUCUGGCAAUGGGUUACAUGGCAGUCCUGUUUAUGAAUACUGCAACAUGCAACACAUUACUCCACGUCCUCUUUCUUUCAGGUGCUUUGGCUGUUUGUCCUAAAGUGUCAAACCUCUUCAUUACUGCACCACAGAAGAUGGAAGCACUGAGUGGAUCUUGUUUGCAAAUCCCAUGUAACUUUAGAGCUGAACCAGAAAAAAAAUUUGAUGGCAUCAGAAACUUUGCAGCGUGGAUUAAACAGAGUGACAAUUUAUAUCCAAGCGAUGUGAAUUUCGAAAACACUUAUCCAAUGAAUAUUACUGGAAACCUGAGUCACAACAGAUUGACGACUCUGGUUUCCAGUUUAAACCCAAACUAUGCAGACACAUUCUACUUCAGAAUUCAGAACAGUGCAUUCAGGGCAACAGCUGUUUGUAAUCCUCUUCAAAUAAAUGUUACAGAUUCUCCUCCGAGCCCCAGAAUUGAGAUCUCAGGUGAUCUGAAGGAGAAGGAGUCUGUCACUAUAACCUGCUCAGCUUUCACUCCCUGUCCACACUCCCCUCCUAAACUCACCUGGAGCCUCCAACAAGACUCUCACAGCUACACAGAGGAAAACACAGAUGGAACCUUUACAACUAAAAUCCAGGCCACCAUCACUCUGUCAGACCAACAUGAUGGAGACAACAUCACCUGUUCUGCCCGAUAUCCUGUGAAUGAAGGAGAAGAUGUCAAGACAGCAGAGGAGAGAAAGACUCUUAGUGUUUCAUGUAAGACAAGCAGAGUUUGUUGUUGGAUCCUGUCAGCACAUGAUGAUUCAUGUGACGUCAGCUGA